Molecule: messenger RNA, 2443 nt
Organism: Bacillus rossius redtenbacheri
Lineage: Eukaryota; Metazoa; Arthropoda; Insecta; Phasmatodea; Bacillidae
Gene: Fs
Product: follistatin
Exons: 6
Coding region: 90-1178 (362 amino acids)
Biological process (GO): cell differentiation; multicellular organism development; regulation of BMP signaling pathway
Molecular function (GO): protein binding; activin binding
Source: RefSeq, a predicted model, not a curated record
ACCCGGCUGAGAGGCGGCGUUGGUCGUCGCUGCACUGCACGAGCGGACGCCGGGUGGCGGAGGAGGCCCGCCUCGGCCCCGGAGCGAGGAUGGCGACGUCGCGCGCCGGCGGACCCGGAGCGAGCGUGACGACGCCGAAGACUCUGGCUUUACUUCUCGCGUCGCUGCUGCUGCUCGAUCCCGCUCUAGCGGGGAACUGCUGGUCCGCCAUGGUGCGCAGCGGCCGCUGCACGGACCUCCUCAGCGAGAAGGUUACCAAGGAGGAGUGCUGCGCGUCGCACAACGUCGCGACCGCGUGGAGCCCCGAAGACAUGGACGCUGGUACUCUUUUCUUCUGGCGGGUGCUUGGCGGUGGGGUGCAUUGCUUUGCUUGCAAAGAGUCGUGCGCGGGCGUGCACUGCGGCGAAGGGAAGAAGUGCGUGGUGCGCAAGGGCCGGCCCAAGUGCGUGUGCUCGCCCAGCUGCCGCGGCAGCGGCGGCGGCGGUGGCGGCGGCGGCGGGGGCGGCCGGAGGCGGCAGAGGUCGCCCGUCUGCGGCACGGACGGACGCGACUACGCGAGCGCGUGCCGCCUGCGCAAGCACGCGUGCCGCAACCGCAGCAGCACCCUCGCCGUCGCGUACUACGGCCGCUGUCAGAGCUCGUGCGACAGGAUCCGCUGCCAGGCGGGCAAGCACUGCCUGCUCGACCAGAACCUCACGCCGCACUGCGUCAAGUGCGCGCAGCGCUGCGCCGCGCCGGCCGCCGCCUCCAAGGCCGUGUGCGGCGCCGACGGAGUCACCUACCAGAGCGCGUGCCACCUGCGCGAGGCGGCGUGCCUCAAGGGCAAGGCCAUCCCGGUCGCCUACAAGGGACGCUGCAAACACGCGGCCAGCUGCGAGACGGUGCAGUGCCGCGACCGGCAGUCCUGCCUGGUGGACAUGCAGACGCGCGCCCCUCGCUGCGUCACGUGCAACUACCGCUGCCCGCGCGCCGAGGCGCGGCGCCGCGGCCUGGGCGGGCCCAUCUGCGGCUCCGACGACCGCACCUACCCGUCCUGGUGCCACAUGCUGAGCGACGCCUGCUCCACCGGCUACGUCAUCGAGACCAAGCACCCGGGCGCCUGCGGGGCGGCAGGAACCAAGCCUGCGGUUACCAACACAGUAAGAGAUGAUCCUGCAAGCAUGAAGAAGUACUCGUGAGAGGUGACUUCUAGUUAUCUACCCACCGGAGGCUUUUGGGUGCAAUCUCUUUGCACCAUGUGGAUGCAACGCCAUUCUACAACCUGGAAAGUUUUCAAUGGAGACAAGAUGAAAGAUAAAUGGGAAGGAUACAUAUAAUACUUAUAUACAACUAGAUGUUUUGAUCUAAAGUAAUCCUUAAGAGUAUAAAUUCACUAAGUUAGAUAUUUAUCGUGUAGUCAUGUGAAGUAGAGUUCAAAAUUAAUAUUGUUCUGUCGACAGUUGUAGCAAGCCCAAAUUUCAGCAUCUAAUCAUCAUAUGUCUAAUGUGUAAUGGUGUGAAGUAUAAAAAAUCUCCUUUGUGUUGUAGAGGCAGAAAUAAAUUCUGGUUCCUAUUACAUAUGUUGUUCAUGAACACAUUAAAAAAAUUUAUGUGACAAUUAUUUACACAAAUAACAUAUUUCAAACUAUGUUUUAUGUAAUCAAAAUGAUAAUUAUUAAUUUAUUAUGUUUUUUUUUACUUGUAAAGCUGCUUGAAAAUCUUGCCUUUGACUUGAAGUUUUUUUACUGAAUACUGUAUAUUUUCCUCGGGGUUUUACAGGUAUAUAUGUGGAACAUAAUACUUCAAAUAUUUUGCAAAGUUUUUAAAACUUCUGAAGUUCAUUUAAAUGUUGAAAUCUUUCCUAGUUAUCUUUGACUUUGUCAUUAGUGACAUUGUCAUAGGUAGAAUAGUCAACUCUUACCUACCUUCCAGCGAGUGCAGGGAUUGUUAUGAACAAAAGCUAGCCCUGAUGGUCAACACUCGUGAAGUGAAAAUUGUUAAUAAACAAGAGAGAAUAAAAAGAAGAAUCCAUUUCUAAAUGAAGAGGUGGACGCAACUGGCUCCUCACCUAAGAAUCCAAUUGUAAAACAAUGUUUUUACUGAAUUUUUAUCUUCUUCGAUACCUGAAUUGUGAUUUAUGCUUACCAAUUGCAUAAUAUAUUUUCAGUGUCGGUUAAAUGACACAAUAAAGUACAAUCAAUGAAUAUGAGUAUCUUUGAAGAGCACUUAGAACACUUAUUUUAAAGUGUUUUUAAUUUAUAUUGUAGGAUCCUCAUUUUUUUGUUAUUUGUUUCAAGAAUAAAGAAAUGUGUUAUUGUUCAUAAUUUCUUAAGGAGUGAUACUAAAAAUGCAUUUGUUUUAUCUUUUGUAAAAAAAAAAAAAAAUUCUGUCUUUUUACCACGCUUUUAUUAGCUUCAAAUGUAUGUAUAUAUGAAUGGACUAUGUAAUAAAACCUUUCCAUUCAA